Bufo gargarizans (Asiatic toad) is the source of this 1061-nucleotide messenger RNA. RefSeq names its product suppressor of IKBKE 1 (gene SIKE1). The coding region runs from base 118 to 741 and encodes 207 amino acids. The transcript is spliced from 6 exons. Lineage: Eukaryota; Metazoa; Chordata; Amphibia; Anura; Bufonidae. The record is from RefSeq and is a predicted model, not a curated record.
GCGGAAGUUGUGGAGGCUGGAAGCGCCGGGCGGCCAGUUUUGACAGGUAUCGGUUGCUGCUGUGUCCUGGGGUUUGGCUUGGUACAGGCAGCGCUCGGAUCUCCCUCCUCUGCAGCCAUGACUUGUACCAUUGACAAGAUUUUACAGGAUGCCAAAACUUUGUUAGAGAGGCUCAAAGAUCAUGACAACGCUGCAGAAUCCUUAAUUGAACAGUCUAGCUCUCUACAUAGGCAUGUUGAAGCCAUGAAGGAAGUUGGGACAACACUGCCAGAAAAGUACCAAGAAGAUUUGGCAGAAAUAAAAGACACAUCAAAGUACAAGCCACAUGUGCUGUUAUGUCAGGAAAACACUCAGAUCAGAGACCUUCAGCAAGAAAAUAAAGAGCUCUGGUUGUCUUUGGAGGAACACCAAUAUGCCCUAGAACUGAUAAUGAGCAAAUACAGGCGGCAAAUGCUGCAGUUGAUAGCGAAUAAAAAACCUGUACCGACAGAGCCAGUCCUGGAAGCUCAUGAAACCUACUCUACCGAAACAGAGAAUUAUAUUGAUAGAAUAUGUGCCAUGGGGGAAGUGAUGAGAAAAGCCGUUCAAGUAGAUGAAGAUCAGGCCUAUAGUAUUCAAGAGAGACUUGCACAACUAGAGCUGGAAAACAAGGAGCUUCGAGCAGUUUUGUCUGUGAGCAAGGAGUCGUUACAUCCGGCUAAAAAUGAAUCGGAAUGGAAUUCAUUAGAGAAAUCCCAGUGACCUCUUUCAGACUGCAAGACAAUCAUCUUUUUAUGCUUGAGUGGACCUUCAACGGUGAUGUCAAGGAGGCUGUGUCUUCUACACAUGUGUAUGAGUGUUCUGCUGCCUUGAAAGUGAAGCUAUUCUGUAUAGGAGAGUGUGCUAACUUGAGAAGAUGAAGAAAUCUCCUUGUUUAUGUGAACUUGUGUUUUAAAAGAUCCUCAAGAAAGUGAAGACCACACAUUUUGGACUUAGAGCACAGUGACAAUGAAAAGAAUAGAUGUUUAUUUAAAUAUAUAGAGAGAGAUAAGUAUAGGUAUAAAUAAAAAAUACUUAAACAA